Molecule: messenger RNA, 2733 nt
Organism: Glycine soja
Lineage: Eukaryota; Viridiplantae; Streptophyta; Magnoliopsida; Fabales; Fabaceae
Product: elongation factor G-2, mitochondrial-like
Exons: 20
Coding region: 103-2358 (751 amino acids)
Biological process (GO): mitochondrial translational elongation
Cellular component (GO): mitochondrion
Molecular function (GO): GTPase activity; GTP binding; translation elongation factor activity
Source: RefSeq, a predicted model, not a curated record
UUUUUAACACUCGGAAUCCGAUCCACGUCCCCAGUUGGAACCCAUUUCCGUAGUCAAAACCCCAGAGAACGUAGCCACAAGGGCAAAACCCUUCCCCCCGCCAUGGCACGCGUAUCCCGGUCCUCCCCCCCGCGCCUCCUCUACUCCCUCUGCUGCACCACUGCAUCGCGGUCACCGGCGUCGUCCCUCAUCGGCGGCGCCUUCCAUCUCCGCCACUUUUCAGCCGGGAACGCGGCGCGCACGAAGCCGGACAAGGAGCCGUGGUGGAAGGAGUCAAUGGAGCGGCUCCGCAACAUCGGAAUCUCGGCGCACAUCGACUCCGGGAAGACAACUCUGACGGAGCGGGUUCUGUACUACACUGGUCGGAUCCACGAAAUCCACGAGGUCAGGGGCAGGGACGGCGUCGGCGCCAAGAUGGACUCCAUGGACUUGGAGAGGGAGAAGGGAAUCACCAUUCAGUCUGCUGCCACCUACUGCACUUGGAAAGAUUAUAAGAUUAACAUUAUUGACACGCCUGGUCAUGUUGAUUUUACCAUCGAGGUUGAGAGGGCUUUGCGCGUCCUUGAUGGUGCCAUUCUCGUUCUUUGUAGUGUUGGUGGGGUGCAAAGUCAGUCCAUUACUGUUGAUCGGCAAAUGAGAAGAUAUGAAGUUCCAAGACUUGCAUUUAUCAACAAACUUGAUCGGAUGGGAGCAGAUCCAUGGAAAGUUUUAAAUCAGGCUAGAUCUAAGCUUCGGCAUCAUAGUGCUGCAAUACAAGUUCCAAUAGGUUUGGAAGAUGAUUUUAAGGGACUGGUUGAUCUUGUGCAGUUGAAGGCCUUCUAUUUUCAUGGUUCAAAUGGUGAAAAUGUUGUUGCUGAAGAAGUUCCUGCUGACAUGGAAGCCUUGGUGGAAGAAAAAAGACGUGAACUCAUAGAAACCGUGUCAGAGGUUGACGAUAAACUUGCUGAAGCUUUUCUUGGUGAUGAGACCAUAUCAGCUGCUGAUCUUGAGGAAGCAGUUCGUAGGGCUACCAUAGCACAGAAAUUUAUACCAGUAUUCAUGGGUAGUGCUUUCAAAAAUAAGGGGGUACAGCCGCUUCUGGAUGGUGUAAUUAGUUAUCUGCCAUGUCCAAUAGAAGUUAGUAAUUAUGCCCUUGACCAAGCUAAGAAUGAGGACAAGGUUGAGUUGCGUGGAAGUCCUGAUGGGCCACUUGUGGCAUUGGCUUUCAAGUUGGAGGAAGGGCGGUUUGGUCAGUUAACAUAUCUAAGAAUUUACGAGGGUGUGAUUCGGAAGGGUGAUUUUAUUAUUAAUGUAAACACUGGCAAGAAGAUCAAGGUUCCUCGUUUGGUUCGGAUGCAUUCUGAUGAGAUGGAGGACAUUCAAGAGGCUCAUGCUGGGCAAAUAGUUGCUGUAUUUGGUGUCGAAUGUGCAUCAGGAGAUACUUUUACUGACGGUUCAGUUAAAUACACAAUGACUUCUAUGAAUGUUCCUGAGCCAGUGAUGUCAUUAGCCGUACAGCCGGUUUCUAAAGAUUCUGGAGGGCAAUUUUCAAAAGCUUUGAAUCGCUUCCAAAAAGAAGAUCCUACAUUUCGUGUUGGCUUGGACCCGGAGAGUGGGCAGACAAUCAUUUCUGGAAUGGGGGAACUGCAUUUAGAUAUCUAUGUUGAACGCAUUAGGAGAGAGUAUAAGGUUGAUGCUUCAGUUGGAAAACCCCGUGUUAACUUCAGAGAAACUGUUACUCAACGUGCUGAUUUUGACUAUUUGCAUAAGAAGCAAAGUGGAGGACAAGGUCAAUAUGGACGGGUAAUUGGGUAUAUUGAACCACUUCCUGCAGGGUCAUCAACUAAGUUUGCAUUUGAAAACUUGCUUGUGGGUCAAGCUAUUCCAUCAAAUUUUAUCCCUGCAAUUGAGAAAGGUUUCAAAGAAGCUGCCAACUCUGGUGCCUUAAUUGGACAUCCAGUUGAAAAUCUUCGAGUUGUCUUGACAGAUGGUGCUGCCCAUGCUGUUGAUUCCAGUGAACUUGCGUUUAAGUUGGCUUCUAUCUAUGCUUUUAGACAGUGUUAUGCAGCUUCCAGACCGGUUAUAUUAGAACCUGUUAUGCUUGUUGAGCUGAAAGUACCAACAGAAUUUCAGGGAGCUGUUGCUGGUGACAUCAACAAGAGAAAAGGUGUGAUUGUUGGAAAUGAUCAGGAAGGAGAUGAUUCUGUUAUUACUGCUCAUGUCCCUCUUAACAAUAUGUUUGGAUACUCUACAGCUCUUCGCUCAAUGACACAGGGCAAAGGUGAAUUCACCAUGGAAUACAAGGAACAUUUACCAGUUUCUCAUGAUGUACAGACGCAACUGAUAAACACGUACAAGGGAAAUAAGGAAGGUGAAUAAUCAGCUUUUGUCGAAGUACAUGAUAAAAAAAUUUUAUGACAAUCACUUACUAAAAGAAAAAAAAGUUGUGACAAUAAUAUAGGAUAUAGGCUUGAAUUGAUUCAUUUUUUAGAGGGUCAACCAAUUUUGGAAAACAAAUAAAAGUUACUGUAAUUUUGAUAAUAUGGUGUACGAAUAAUUUAUUUAUAUCUCAGGUAGUUAAAUGGUUAUGGGUCCUAACUCCUGUGUAAGUUACACAUGUUCGUAUUUGUCGAUGAAGAUGACUUCUUAGAUUGUUGAUUAAGAGCUCUUCGAUAUGUAAUUUUAUGUUCAUUACGAUGCCAUUACAUUCUACGAAUUUUGUACUUAAACAAACUACUACGUAUUUGGUUUUUA